Molecule: messenger RNA, 4785 nt
Organism: Onychostoma macrolepis
Lineage: Eukaryota; Metazoa; Chordata; Actinopteri; Cypriniformes; Cyprinidae
Gene: gsk3bb
Product: glycogen synthase kinase 3 beta, genome duplicate b
Exons: 11
Coding region: 684-1943 (419 amino acids)
Biological process (GO): negative regulation of canonical Wnt signaling pathway; extrinsic apoptotic signaling pathway in absence of ligand; insulin receptor signaling pathway
Cellular component (GO): axon; glutamatergic synapse; nucleus
Molecular function (GO): protein serine/threonine kinase activity; ATP binding; beta-catenin binding
Source: RefSeq, a predicted model, not a curated record
UCACUCCCAUCGCUAGCAGGAGGCAUCCAGAGCGGCUGUGUCACUCGGAAGGAAACAUCUUCGUCAGGGAUUCUGUGGGUUUUUUAGGGCUCAAGAAAAACCUAGCGACAUCCUUCCCGUCAUUUGGAAGAAAGGUGCCUGAAUUAUUUGCGUUUUAUCGGAUCUAGAUCAAUAUUCACGGACUGAUGCGGCCAUGGCAAGUCUCGGUGUCAGCUUUAUCGAUACCCGCCUGCAACAUCUGAAGGAUACAAAGUGAAAGAUAAAUUAUAAUUGAGUAAGUUUAUCUGAUCUCGGCAGACUUCAUCUGUGCGCAUGCGAGAUAACACUUCUGCGCUCUGGAUAUGCUGAUGUGAACUGAUAUAGACUGAAUGUCUGUCCAAGAUAAUGUGAUUUUGUCUUUCCAUAGACAUUUUUCUGUGACAUUAUCAUCGGCGAGUCUAAAACGGGGACUAAUUUGUGCCAUUUGCCUUGUAAAGUGUUUUUAAACGGCACAUUUGAUGGUUAUUGAACGGAUAUCUUCAUCUACAAUCAGCUGACCACCUCUGAAUUCAUUGCAUUGGAAGAGAUAACCUGGAGUUUUCCUUUAUUUGCUUAAACAGAAGCUUAUUCGGAACCCAGAUACUUCCUCUUGUGUUAAAGGAGCCUAUAAGGAUCGUGGUUGAACAGUUAACGGGAUCUGGGAGAUGUCAGGCCGGCCUAGGACCACCUCAUUUGCGGAGAGCUGCAAGCCAGUGCCGCAGCCUUCAGCCUUUGGCAACAUGAAAGUCAGCAGAGAUAAAGAUGGCAGUAAAGUUACAACAGUGGCUGCGACCCCCGGUCAGGGACCCGACCGACCUCAGGAGGUCAGCUACACGGACACGAAGGUCAUCGGGAACGGCUCGUUUGGGGUCGUAUAUCAAGCGAAGCUGUGCGACACCGGAGAGCUGGUGGCCAUAAAGAAGGUGCUGCAGGAUAAAAGGUUUAAGAAUCGUGAGUUACAGAUCAUGAGGAAGUUGGAUCACUGUAACAUUGUCCGUCUGCGCUACUUCUUCUACUCCAGCGGAGACAAAAAGGAUGAGGUGUAUCUGAAUUUGGUGAUGGACUACGUGCCUGAAAACGUGUACCGAGUGGCCAGACACUACAGCAGAGCCAAGCAAAAUCUGCCCAUGGUCUAUGUGAAGCUGUACAUGUACCAGCUGUUUCGCAGCUUGGCGUACAUCCACUCAUAUGGGAUCUGCCAUCGAGACAUCAAGCCGCAGAACCUCCUGCUCGACCCAGAGACAGCUGUACUCAAACUCUGUGACUUUGGAAGUGCUAAGCAGCUGGUGCGUGGUGAGCCUAAUGUUUCCUACAUCUGCUCGCGCUACUACAGAGCCCCUGAGCUCAUUUUCGGGGCCACGGACUAUACUUCCAGCAUAGACAUUUGGUCGGCGGGCUGUGUACUGGCCGAGCUGCUGCUUGGACAGCCGAUUUUUCCUGGUGACAGUGGCGUCGAUCAGCUCGUUGAAAUCAUCAAGGUGCUGGGAACUCCUACACGAGAGCAGAUCCGGGAGAUGAACCCAAAUUAUACUGAAUUCAAGUUUCCACAGAUAAAGGCACACCCGUGGACUAAGGUUUUCCGUCCCCGGACCCCUCCGGAGGCGAUAGCUCUGUGUUCCCGAUUGUUGGAGUACACGCCUACGGCUCGAUUCACUCCUCUGGAGGCCUGCGCUCACACUUUCUUCGACGAGCUCCGUGAGCCCAACCUCAAGCUCCCGAAUGGAAGAGAGCGGCCUGUGCUGUUUAAUUUCACUACACAGGAGUUGUCCAGUAACCCCUCGCUGGCCUCCGUACUUAUUCCUGCACAUGCUCAGAACCAGGCGGAAAACUCUUCCCAGUCUGCCUUGGCUGCAACAGGUGCCAACAGUGGUGAUCGUGGUCCGAACACCAACGCUGCCUCUGCCACCCCUAAUCCUUCAACUUGAACCCCAUCCACCCGACAAUGGGCCACUUUUACGCUGCUGCUUAUUAGCCACGCCCACUCCCGGGGUCAAAGGCGUGGCUAAAACUAACCGAAAAGCUCAUGAUAUGAUGGAUGCACCAAACCAAACCUUCCUCCAGUCAUUGUCUUUGUUUUUAUUAUUAUUAUUUUUUAUUUAUUGUUCUAAAUGACGAAUCGAGGGCUCAGAAACACCGCCUCAGGAUUAUCUACGGUGAUGUUUGACAAUUCUCUCUCUCUCUGUCUCUCUUUUUCUCUAUAUAUACACUUAUAUAAACCGUUACACAUACAAAUAAGUUUUCAUAUGUCUACUUUGACAUUUUUUAAAGGGAAAUCUGUAUGCUGUAGCCGCUGCUUCUUUUAUAAUUGUCUCGGGCCCCUUUGCUUGUCACCUAUGGGUAGAGACAAAGACUUUGAAUAUGAGCUGACACAGACGGCGCAGGUGGGAUACAAGAAAGCUGGUUUCUGAUUGGUCGAUACGACCAAAUCUUUAACAGCAUGGACUGAUUUCCAGGGCUUGUGUACAUUCUGUAGACUAUGUGAAAUAUAUGCUAAUGACUUUUGCCUUUUCCCUCAGUAUUGGGCAGAUAUGUUGUAUGCUUAAGCUGUAUGCUGCUGUGUGCUGCUGUGUACCUCAUUGUUUUCCACCACUUUUGAAAGAGUGACAUUAUCCAUUCGUUUCCUGCUCGUCUUCCUCUUUCCCGUUGUAUAAUACUUCACUGAACUCUACGGAUGUUGACACACGUAAUAUCGGAUCAUUUUUUUGUGAGCGAGUGUGUGUGUGUGUGUGUGUGUGUGUGUGUGUGAGCGCAUGCUGUAAGUCUUAUGUCUAAAAAUACUGUAUGCUGAUUAGUGAGCUAAACGAAAUAAGCACGAAAUUAAGGAAAAUAAUAAUCAGGACCUUAAAGGGAUAGUUCAGCCAAAAAUGAAAAUUCUGUCAUUAAUUACUCACCCUCAUGUCCUUCCAAACCCUUAAGACCUUCGUUCAUCUUUAAGUUAAGUAAUUAAGUAAUUUGUGUUCCGAAGAUGAACGAAGGACUCGCGGGUUUGGAACGACAUGAGGGUGAGUAAUUAAUGACAGGAUUUUCAUUUUUGGGUGAACUAUCCCUUUAAAACUGAACAUAUGAACAGGUUUCUGCACCGCAAAUUCCAGCCUAAAGAAAGAGAUGUCGGGUUUAGUUCUCAAAAUCGUGUCAUUUUGUGUUAGUAUUUAGCAGGAAUGAGCAGCUGAAAGCGGUUUGAAACCCUUAACCAUCUGGACUGCUCCGUCAGGGAAACUGACACUAAUGAUGAGGCUGAAGAAGAUAAGCUGAGAACGCUUUCUCUACAGUAGGCCUACAUUCGCUUCCAUUUCUUGUUGUUUUUCUUCCUCUCGCUCUCUUUAGUGUCCCCUAGUGUUAGUGGAAGUGCACAGCCGAGGCUGUUGUAUCUUGUUCCUCCGAACACAGUCGUGAAUUAGUCCAGAAGAGUCACUUCAGACUUUAUGUCUCCCAAAAGUGCUGUUGAAAGAAUAUCCAUCUGUUUUGUUGCACAGUUAAAGCGAUAAUUCACCCAUAUAUGAAAAUAAGCAUUGUUUGCUCACACUCAGGUUGUUAAGUUAACUAUUUCUAACUCUCAAAUACUGUGUUGUGGUCAAAUUUGAAGACACUUAGUUUCACUGAAAUAAAACCUAAUGUGACACCCAAUGUGAUUUGCCAUAUUUUAAUAUACAGGAACAAAAUUGAGAUUUUAAAGCUGUAGCUGAGAAUGUUUUUGCCUUUUUUUUUUUUUUGUAGCUUAAAAGUUGAUCUCCAACCACUUUCAUUGUAUGGAAACGAUUCAGCAUCUCAGUAAAAUUAUUAUUAUUUUAUUUAUUUAUUUACUUUUUUCCUACAUGAAAGAAAAAGUACAAUAUGAAGGAGAGUAAUUGAUGACAAUAGUUUUUGGGUGAAUUGUCCCUUUAAUGUUGUUCUUUUGAACUUGUUUUUAAUUACCAACUAUUAAAAUAAUAUGAUAUUGUAUGAAGGUGCUCCAUCACUCUCAGUAUAGCGUGUAUUGAAAUGAUCAUUUGUUUAAAUAAUGUAUGUUUGGCGAAGGGAACUUGAGAUAAAUUUUUGUUCAGGUCAGUUCACUGUCAUAGCAGGGAAAAUAGAUUUAACAUUGUUUUUCUUUCUUUUCUUUCUUUUUUAUGCUUUUAACUCAAGGUUUCAGAAUGACUUUCUCUUAAUCAUCCUCUUGUUGGAGGAAUUUAUUGUACGUUCUUUUAACUGAUAUGAAAAAUCUUAUAUUUACAGGGUUUUUUUAAAAAUCAUUUUUGUUUUUUAUGAUAAUAUGUGAGAAUACAGUGUCAUGUAUCUACAGUAUUAACAAAUUAUUUUGCAAUGUAUUUUUGAUUUGUGUUUGGGGUUUUGUAAAAUACUUUCAGCAGCACUUAAAGGGAGUGAUGUCAUGUAGCACGACAACCUUUUUCAUAAGCUUUAUUCAAAUGUUUUUAAGUACAUCCUUGCACAUAAAGCCAGUGCUGUUGGCAGUCACGUCGCUUCACGAUUUCCUCAGCAUGUAAAGUAUCACAUUUCUCAGUGACUCAUAUUUGAGACGAAUAUGAGAUGAAAGGGGAAAUGGAGAAAUAUACAAACGUGACUGUUGGUAGCCAUAAGAGUUAAACAACAGCUACCAAAACGUAAAACAUAAACCUGAAACAGCUAUUGAUUAUAAUUUUGUUUUAUUUUUCUCUUUACGUGACAGUAUGUUGAACGUUACACUGAUGUGUGUUCUGUCUCUUGUGUGUUCUGGUUCAGAGAAGUCACCUGAUACUGUACUGCAUUGAAUAAAGUGUAUUUUAGCCUCAC